Ylistrum balloti is the source of this 1413-nucleotide messenger RNA. RefSeq lists its product as uncharacterized. Bases 1 to 1413 code for a protein of 470 amino acids. The transcript has 2 exons. The record is from RefSeq and is a predicted model, not a curated record. NCBI's taxonomy places the organism in Eukaryota, Metazoa, Mollusca, Bivalvia, Pectinida, Pectinidae.
AUGCAAGGAAGAACAAUUUACAGGUUGGAACCACGACUCAAAUCAAUGAGCAAAGCUGAGGGUAACUUUUGGGUUCCGAAUGCUGCUAUCACAGAACAUGCGCUAACCCGACGUUUGGGAGAACUUGACAAGGAGAAGACGAUGUUCCAGGCGGAUUAUCGUUACCGACAGCGUGAACUUCAAAAGGAGCUCCGGAACAUUCGGGCAUCUAAACCGGCAGAGUCUACACGACAUAGCCAGUCCCGUCGAUUCUCCCAUAGGCAAUCGGCUGAUCCCACCAGCCUCACCGACAUGAUAGACCGAUUUAAAAGAAAGAGAACAGAUCAGGAAUAUUUACAGGAUCAGCUACGACAGCGACGGGAUAGUCUUGUCAGUUCUAUCGGUUCCAAACAAGGCCAAAGCCACCAUUUGGUACGAGAGGACACCACAGAUUCGGAUAUCUGGGAUGUUGACCGACCGGGUUGUCCAGAACCUCCGGUCGGAACCAUACUAGAAGACAUGCGGACAGCUUUGAUUAUAGCUGAGCAGACUCGGAAUAUAAAUAAAGCUACAUGUCAUAAAGAAGCUGGCAUCAGGCGUCCUCAAGAAUCCAGACUAAAGAAAUCAUAUUCUCGUGACGUCACGUAUCCAAGAGGAUUAUCUCAUCGCUCUAGCAAGCGAAGACCACGAGAAGGAUCACGCGCAAUUAAAGGCGCAUCGAAACGAAAUGCACUUGAUUCCGUUUCGAAGGAUAAGAAUUGUGAGGACGUAAAAGAAGAUAAGAUAGAAUCUGACUCAGAAGGAAAUAACACUAGCAUAACUGAUCAUCAUAUAAGAAAUGAGGAAGAAGCUGUUAUGUUCAAUGUUAUGGCAAAUAAACCGUAUCCAAAUAUAGACGACGCUAAAAUGGAAAGUGGCCCCGACUCAGGGGUUGUCGCAAUGACUGAUUUGAAAGACGGAGAAAAAAUUGACCCGUGUGUAGAAGGACUAAGUCUAAAACGGAAAGAGAAACAACUUACAAAACAGGAUUUAGAAAACGAUACUAACAUUAUACAACGACGAUGCUCGGAACCGGUGAUCGUGGGAGAAAAAUUGACUCUCAACUUCAAGAGAGACUAUAUCAUACCAGAAGAAACGCUUCCUGGCUUUAAGAAACACGUGAUUGUGCGACGAUUCUCGGAAAAUGAUAAGUACCAAUGUAAUUUCAUCAAGGAUUUAAUAGAUGACGAUAAAAGUUCAACGGACAGUGAUAAAGAAACAUUAGAAAUGUCGGAAUCUGACGUCAUAUGGGAUGACGUCAGACGCUGUCGUUACCUACGUGGUUAUGACCCGCCUAUUAUGAUAAUGCCAAAAGAAGAAAUUUCAAUGUUUGUCUUUGGGAGGGAUGAAAAUGAUAUUCUAGAAUUAAGGCGGGAAAAACCUCUGGGUGUUUGA